AUGCAGCCCCAAUUUCCUCUCCAAGUCCUCUCCAAGCAGCUCAUAAAACCAGCAACUCCAACUCCUCAGAACCUUAGAGAAUUGAAGAUAUCAUCUCUUGAUCAGUAUGAGCUUCCAAUAUAUGUUCCCUACCUUUUCUGCUACCCUCUUCAAGAUAAAACCCAAAGCUCUGAAAGAAGUAAACAACUGCAAAAUUCUCUCUCACAAAUUUUAACCCUCUUCUACCCUCUAGCUGGAAGAUACAUCGAAGACAAGCUCUUAAUCCACUGUAAUGACUAUGGUGUUGAAUAUGUUGAAGCCACAAUAGCCAGUCAUAUAGCUCCAAUUCUUGAGAAAAAUUUUGAUAGCAAACAUGUUCACCACUUGAUUCCACAUCAACAUGAAUCCUCCAGAAGUCCUUUAGUUGCUGUUCAAUGUAACAUGUUUGAGUGUGGCGGAAUAGCCCUUGGCUUGUGCGUUUCACAUAGAAUAGUUGAUGGAUUUGUGUACUCAAAAUUCAUUGAUGCAUGGAGUUCUUUAUGCAGAUUAGGGUUUGAUAAAGUGGAAAAUAGACCAAGCUUCGAUCUGGGUUUGCUUUUACCCACAAGAGAAACUAUGCCUGAGAUCAAGGAUGUGUUUCCAAAUCUUCCCAAGUUACAGAUUGCAUCGGCAACGUUUGUUUUCGAUAAGCUUUCCAUGUCAAAGCUGAGAUCAAAGCUGGGCAAUAGGGAUAAUAACUCAAGGAUGCAGUUGGUGGCAGCGCUUAUUUGGAAAGCGCUUAUUAGAAUGGCUGAAAGUAAACAUGGGAAAUUGAAGCCUUCGGUUAUAACCCUUUUGAUGAACAUGAGAAGAAGAACAACAAAAGCUCUACCAAUUUCUGAAGACUCCUGUGGGAACUUCACAAGGCCUGUUAUGGUGAAGUUCAAGCCAGAAAAGGAGAGAAAAAAGGUGGAAUUUCAUGAGCUAGUUGGUCUGAUUUCUAAAGCAAUUUCAAAUGCUGUAAGUGAUUGUGCAAAGGCCCAAAAUGGGGAUGAGAUUUUCUUGAUGGUGGAUAGGGCUUGGAGUGAGGCAGCUGAAGAAUGCAAUAGAGAGGAAGUAGAGUCUUAUUUCUUUACAAGCACUUGUAGGCUGCCAUUUUAUCCAGAUUACGGAUGGGGGAAGCCUGUUAGAGUGAUGAGGGUGCAAUCUUUUCCUGAAGAAAUUGUUCUGUUGAUGGACACUAGCGAUGGUGAUGGAAUUGAGGCAUGGAUAUGCUUGGAUGAAAAGGAUAUGCCAUUUUUUCAACAAGAUCCUGACAUUAUUGCUUUCACUUCCCAAGUAGAGCGGCAUAAUCAUAGUCAGCUGCAGGGGCUAGCACUGGAGCUGACUUUUCGUGAUGCUUGUGACGCUUGUGAUGGUGCGGCUUUGGAGCGGCAGCUCCCUUAUGGUGAUGCUUGUGGUGCUUGUGAUGAUGGUGCGGCUUUGGAGCUAGAGCUGGAGCUUCAAUUAACUUUCUGUUUGACAGCCCAAACAAGCCGCAGAACACCUUGCAUGGCUGCUUUUCUCCUUCCUGUGCUGUUAGUGCUUCCACAUGAUUCUGCAGCGACAGGCCACUGA
Molecule: messenger RNA, 1575 nt
Organism: Mangifera indica (mango)
Lineage: Eukaryota; Viridiplantae; Streptophyta; Magnoliopsida; Sapindales; Anacardiaceae
Product: stemmadenine O-acetyltransferase-like
Exons: 2
Coding region: 1-1575 (524 amino acids)
Source: RefSeq, a predicted model, not a curated record